Messenger RNA from Amoebophrya sp. A120, 5118 nucleotides. The record is from the annotation of a GenBank genome assembly. NCBI's taxonomy places the organism in Eukaryota, Dinophyceae, Syndiniales, Amoebophryaceae.
GCUCAACAAAAUGGCACGAAUUCAAUCUCAGAAAUCAUUUUACCAAGCGAACCAGGAUCCUAAGCUUCAGAAAAAAAAUGCGAUAGUGCACAGUGAAAUUGAUGCGAAGAUCGCUAAGUCAAGUUUGCGUUUUCUCAAGGUCUACCAUGCUCUUCCUCUGCUCCAUAAAUUCAUGUCGGAUAAUAUUUGAUUUGCGAUCUGUAUUCUAUCUUGCGCAGCGACCAUUUGUUUCCUCUGUAACUGAUGUUGUAGCUUCAGUGUCAGCUGCUCUAGACAGAUUGGAGAAAAAUAUGCUACUAUUUUUCGAUAGGUUUGCUAGUUACCGUCGCGACCAGAAAGUUGGCACAGAAUUUAGAAGAUGAAGUGAAUAUUACUUUGCCGUAAAUGAAAAUUCUCGCCCAGAAUUUUGAUUUCCACGAUAUGAAGCGUUCCAAGAAGUAUUGAGCAGAAACAAGACCGCCCACGCCUACUCCAAGAGCUGUGCUCCAUACUACGUAUCAGCUGCGGGGCGUCGAGGACCUCGUCUGACAGGAAAAGAUGAACAAGCGACAGCGCCGGCACAGUGAGGAAAAUGAGCGGGGGGAGGAGCAGCAGACUACUGGGUUAAAAAGAAUAAAGAAAUACGUUGGGGAGGUCGGAGAAGCCUUCUGGAAAUUGUUGAAAGGUAUAACUUUGGGCAUAGAAGAAGAUUCUUAAAAAAAAAAUCAUUCUUGCGGUAAUAUGGAAAAUUCAAACUCUUCGAAUGUUAGUGCCUUUUACAUACUGUCUUGAAGCAGACGCGCGGUGCGUGUUUCAAGAUAGAGCGAGAAGCUGGAGACCAUUGAUGAAAAAAAACACAGGUGAGUCGGAUUCUCCCAGCAACGCGGGGCAGCAGCAGCAGCAUCCGGGAGGUGCUUUUGGUUACAACCCCUACAGCGCAGCUUCUUCUAAUAUUCCGGAUUACCGGUUUAACUAUUCCCGGGACACUCUUCCCUCGUCCAGCUUCGGAGUGUUUGGUCAGCACCAGCAACUUUCAGGACCACAUCAGUACGGCGCUCGAUAUAAUGCGUCAAACGAGGGCCUCUACGUUGACUCAUCUAGUGGGGCGACAGGUUACUUUGGUGGCGCUUACAACGGUGCUUAUUGUUCCAACAUCCCAUCAGGUGGAGGACCUAACGCUGCUGCCUCCCGCGGUUCGUCUUCCCGGCGCCCCGAGCUCUUCGUCCCCGAUGAGCGAACCAACGAAAACCGAUACAAGAAGCAACCCAAAAGAACUGCAGCCGCGCGGACAACUGAAGAGGACGCCGAGCAGUCGAACCUGGAAAUGGUCCCGAACGAUGCGAUCCUGGGCUUCCAAGAGGACGGCCGGCCGAUUUUCGCGGGGGACGCGAGAGCAGUGUUUGAAAAGCAGGAUAUCAAGUUCCGCCAGCACCAGCUGCAGCAGCGAAAGCCGAUGACGAGCAAGGAGCGGGAACGGGGGACGUUUUUGUAUCCGCAAUUCGCGGGCGUGAAGGACAUGCGGCUGGCCGGGGUGCACGAGCAGAAUGCGUACGCCGCGCGCGACCUGGCCGUGUGGCGGUCGAAUCCCUUCCUGCAGCCGAAAGAGGUGAACCUGUUUCGCCCGGACUGGCAACAGGAGUACGCCGCGCCGAAGAGCUGCUUGCGGGAGCUUUUGAGCAAGGAGGAGCGGGAGAAGAAUUUGAAGAACAAAGAGCAUUGGAUGAACUACAGAUCCAGUAUUGAAGAUUAAACACUUGAUGAACUACACCUUCGUUUUGUUGUGAUUUUUUUAAUCGGAAUGAUUGCUCUAAAUUUUUCACUGUUUCUGCGAGCAGGGAAGUUUUUUUUAUCCGUUCAUGAUUGAACAACGAUGGAGGCAAUUGGAUUCUGAAACAAGAAUCGCGCAUAACAACGCAUAUGAUUACACACUCUAUAACAGCUGCCGUGAAAGGCCCGCACGAUCCCCGGCUGAACCGGCUUCAUUUCCCCCAGCACUUCGUGAUGCAGCACUACCACCCCGUGCAGCCUCUGUUUUCCGAAGCCUACAAAAACCGGGACAGAAGACAGCCCUGGCCAGUCGGCUCCCAGCACUUAUUCCACCCGUUCGGAGCGCCCUCGUCUCACCCGUUCGCCCACGCCGUCGCGCCGCCGCAGGCGAUUGAAGUAUACUUCUGAUUGUUGAACGAGGAUAUGCGGAAUGAAGUCGACAUUCUUAGUUUAUACCACUAUUGGGUCGUGAAAAGCUUGUACAGAAAAUUUUUACAGUAGCAGACUUGUCCACCUUCCACCCAAACUCAGGACCGGCGGCGUUCUUCUGGCGGUGCAUCGUCCAGUAAUUUCAUGUCUCCGGACUACGAGCUUGAGAGCCCGGACCAGGAAGGCAAUUCGUCGCUAGAAAUCGGCGCGGCGAACAAUUACCGUGGUGGUCAACAUCAGCCCAGCGCGAAGUACCGUAAGGUGGUACAGCAAGAAGGCAGAAAAAGCGACGAAAAGAUGAAGGAGAAUAACACGUCGACCCUUUCCUCCAAAAUAUUAAACCCCGCCUCUAGUCCAAAGGGUCGCGCUGGGUCGUCUUCCCGCCGAGGAGGAAAGCUGCAUCGGGAUGAACAAGAAAGCACCGCGCGCGUGCCCUCGGAGCCCAAACGGAUCACUUUCGGGGCGAACAAGAGGAAGAUCAACAGCAGCCGGUACGGGAAAUUGACAAAGCAGGACGUGUUGAACAGCCUCUGGGAGCAAGACAACGAGACGUCGCUGGAUGGGGGAAUUGCUGAUAGUCAUGACGUACAAUUGGACCCCGAGAAGAAGAAAAAGGACGAGGAGCUGAGAACACUCUACGGCAUCACCGAGAAGAAGGAACUUGUCAGCAAGAAAUCCAUGCUUCCACCCAUGGGACCGCCGAUAAAGAAGCACUCCUUUGCGUCGAAGGAUGGAGGUGCUGUGGGCAGCGCCGGUGCAAAGGCCGGAAAGGAUAGCAUUUUUGGAGCAGCUGCACCAGAGAAAAUAAAAGACGGAGCAUCUACUGGAGGUGAUACUGCAACUACGGUUGUCAAGGACUUUAAGCAAAUGCAGCACCGAAUCAAUCCCCCCACCGGACGAGAAAAAAAAAGUGUUGGUCGUUGGCCAAUCCUUGACACGACUACAACCCCGAAGGAUGUUGAUGCGAAGGAGGAUCAUGAGGUGAAGAAGUCGCCGAUUUUUGGCAGUUCCAAAGUCGACCAGAAGCCAAAGACCUCGAUCACCAACAUUUUCGGUGCGGAUGUCGUGUCAAAAGCGGAAGAGGAGGACGCGAACAAGAAAGCGAAAACUACCACAGGAGCAGACAGCAAGGACCAACCUGAGGGGAACGAGAAGAAGCCCGGCGCAGCUGGGAUGACCAAUGCUUCCUCGAACAGCAUUUUCGGCUCCGCAAGUGCGUUCUCGUUGUCCGCGUCGAAACCGGCGAGCAACCCCUUUUUGGCGAAAUUCAAGGAGCAAAAUAAAGACAGUUCUGCGAACAUGUUUGCCUCCGGGGCCGCUGGAGAUCAUGCCGCAAAAGAGCAGAAAACGGAAAUAAGUGCGGCGGAAAAUAGCAGCUCUGGUGAGAACAAAACGCAACCUGCUCCUGGUGGUAUCUUCGGCAGUGGAGAGGGUUUGUCAAAGUCUAAGAGUAUCUUCGGUGGUGGUGCAGCAACGGGUGCACAGAAAGAAGGCGACCCCGCGACGUCGGCAAAUAGUACAACCGGAAACAGCAUUUUCGGUAGCUCGACCGACAAGGCUGCCGGUAUUUUUGGCAGCGGCGGAGGCGGUGCACCAGCAGCAGAACAGCCGAAGGCAGGCAGCAUUUUCGGAGGUGCACCAGGGGGCGCAGCUACUGCAUCUUCAGGAGAGAUGACCUCUAAGGCUGGUGGAGCAGCUGCGUCAAUUUUUGGCGGUGCUGCACCGGCGGCAGAACCUUCCAAGGGCGGGAGCAUUUUUGGCGGUCCGGCUGCGGCACCCGACGGUUCCAAAUCUAGCAUUUUCGGCGCACCUGCGCCCGCCGCAGACCAGCAAGCCAAAGCUGGAUCAUCUUCGAACAUUUUCGGGGCGCCAGCUGCAGACUCAAAAGCGAGCAGCAUUUUCGGAGGGACCGCAGCUCCUGCGGAAGCUAAACCCACGGGGGGGAUUUUCGGCUCUACCUCUGGACCAGAGGCUAAGACCGGAAGCAGCAUUUUUGGCGCUGCAGCUCCCGCUAGUGAGAAUGCAGCUAAGCCAGCAGCCGCUUCAAAUACGACGAGCCUCUUCGGUGCACCUGCUGACGCGAAGCAAGCUAGCAUUUUUGGUUCAGCGCCAGCUACCGCCCCUGCUGGUACAGAAGCGAAGGCAUCCAGUAUUUUUGGUGGAGGUUUAGCACCAGCGCAACCACCAGCGGAAUCAAAGGCAAGCAGUAUUUUUGGUGGUGGGUUGCAAACGGACUCCAAGCAAACGACAGGUAGUAUUUUUGGGGCAGCAGCAGCAGCUGCUGCUCCUGCAGCGACCUCCCAGGACUCGAAGCAAAGCAUUUUCGGCGGCGGAGGUGCACCAGCGUCUGCGACAGCGACCCCCGCCUUCGGCGCUGCUAGUAGUGCCGGUGCCGCACCCGCUGCUGCAGGCGGUGGUAUUUUCGGCAGUGGAGCUCCCGCCUCGACCAGUGCGGGAAACUCGAUUUUUGGCGGCGGAGCAAACACCACGUCGCAGCCAACCUCGAGUGCUGGCGGCAUUUUUGGUGCCGCAGGAGCUGCAACCAGUACAGGAGCGGGCAGCAACGCCAGCAUCUUUGGAGGGGGUGCAGCUGCACCAGCGUCGACCACCACCGCAGCAGCUACUUCCGGUAGUAGUAUCUUUGGCGGAGUAGGUGGAGCAGCACCCGCGGCAGCAACGAGCACUGGUGGCAUUUUCGGGGCCACGGCAGCCGCACCUGGUCCGUUCGGCGGCACCACGACCACCAGCGCAGGGGGGGCGUUCGGCGGUGGUGCAACGACGGGAGCAGCACCAGCGACAAAUGUUUUCGGCGCCCCGGCGCAGCCGAACAACAAUUCAAGUGGUAUUUUCGGCAGUGCGAACACUAAUAAUCCUGCUGGCGGCGGCGGGGGUGUUUUCGGGGGUGCGUUUGGCGGGGGGAACGCAGCGGGAAACAAUGCAGCG